GAAAAAUAAAUUAGCCCCGCGGUCACUGUUGUUGCUUCGUCAGCUGUUCACAGACGAAAAAUUUUCCUUCGGCGUUUCAGGGCUACAUAAAUUACCACGAUGUCGACUUAUAAACCGGUGACGCAUGUUAUUUUCGACAUGGAUGGACUUCUCUUAGACACUGAGAGGCUGUACACCGAGGCCACACAGGUGAUUGCUUCGCAGUAUGGCAAGGUGUACACUUGGGAGAUUAAGGUCCAGUUGAUGGGUAUGAAGGGGCACAUGGCUGCUCAGCAUAUCAUUGACAGCCUCCAGCUGCCUCUGACAGUUGAUGAGUACCUUGCCAAAAUCGCAGAACAGUACAAUAGUAUCUUUCCUAAUGCAAAAGCUUUGCCAGGUGCAGAAAAGCUUGUAUAUCACCUCCAUAAACACAACAUUCCUAUUGCCAUAGCAUCAGGGGGAGCUCAGGAUAGUUUUGAGCUCAAGACAACCAAUCACAAGGAAUUAAUGUCCAAGUUCAGCCACGUGGUGUUGGCCUCCACGGACCCAGAAGUGAAAAAUGGAAAACCAGCUCCUGAUGUGUUUCUUGUAUGUGCUAAUAGGUUUCCUGAUACACCAAAGCCUGAAAAGUGCUUAGUGUUUGAGGAUGCACCUAAUGGAGUAGCAGCAAGUGUGGCAGCAGGAAUGCAGGUCGUAAUGGUCCCAGAUCCUCGCAUGAAAGAGGAAAUGACCAAAGGGGCUACUCAGGUCCUCAAGUCGCUAGAAGAUUUCAAGCCCGAGCUCUUUGGGUUGCCACCUUAUGAUGCAUAGGUCAUUUUCACUGCAAUUUGUUUUGAGACAUCUCAAUGAUUUUGUUUUUUUUCUUUUCUAUACUUUGCAGACUGUACAGUAUUAAAUGUAUUAUUUUUUUUAUAAUGUUUUACUGGGGUUUCAUAUUACAGGAAUUGUAAUUGUUCUUAAAUUACUGAAAGGUGUAUGGUUGUGAUUUUUAAUAAACUGUCAGCUGUAUAAAUGUAAAAAUAUGUAUUUUUAACUUAUAAUAUAUGAGAUAAUUGAAGUAAAUUGUGUAAUUAGUAACUUUUGAAUAAUCUUCAAAAGUUGAAAAUACCAUUAAGGAAAUGUUUGCCUGGUACUGCUGUCCAUGAUCUACAAAUAAUAAAAUCUUGUACUUGCUACAAACCAUUUUCACAAGUAAAAGUUUAUCUCCA
Messenger RNA from Penaeus vannamei (Pacific white shrimp), 1187 nucleotides. RefSeq names its product pseudouridine 5'-phosphatase-like Gs1l (gene Gs1l). The record is from RefSeq and is a predicted model, not a curated record. NCBI's taxonomy places the organism in Eukaryota, Metazoa, Arthropoda, Malacostraca, Decapoda, Penaeidae. Gene Ontology annotation, molecular function: phosphatase activity.